Messenger RNA from Hylaeus anthracinus, 5629 nucleotides. RefSeq lists its product as uncharacterized. The record is from RefSeq and is a predicted model, not a curated record. Gene Ontology annotation, molecular function: protein binding. Bases 1069 to 3858 code for a protein of 929 amino acids. The transcript is spliced from 10 exons. Lineage: Eukaryota; Metazoa; Arthropoda; Insecta; Hymenoptera; Colletidae.
CUGCGAUAUUAAACUGGAAUGUGAUUUUAUUCGCAAAGUACCGUUUGCUCUCGCGUUAAAUUAAUGUCGCGAGGGCUAGCCGGGUGGUCGUUAUAGGCCAUGAUAAAACUGCGAUAAAGUGUGGAGCGUUGAACUUGUGCAAUUUUUUUUUUAUCUCUACGUACUUAUUAAUCAACUAUUCUCCAUUCGUCAAACCUAUUUUUUUGUAAUUUUUUUUUUUUUCGUUUCGAAUUAAUUUACAUUCAUCGUCCUUUUUUCCGGCGCUCACCGUCGUUUUCCGAGUGGAAGGUCCCUCAAAUCGACCUCGCAGCAGUGAUCCAAGCGCGUUGCAUUCUAUUGUUAUUAUCAUUCCGAUAAAUAAACGCGUUGCUAAACGGGUUUUCUACUUGAGAUCCCAUUAACAGAGCGGACACGGUCGAGGGAGCCGCAGAGUCUCCUCGGUUCGUUCGCGCCGAAUGGUAACGCAGGAGGGGUGAACGAAGAAGAGUAGCGCUAGUCAGUCGGCGGUGAGACUCCGCGUGCGACGCGUCGUUGCCGUGGCUCUUUCUUCGCCGUUCGGGGACGGGAUCCGCGAUUUUUCAACCCUUCGUGACCGCCGCGCCACGUGUGAACUUAUCCUCGAGAAAUAAAAAGAAAGAAAGAAAAAGCGAAAGUGGUCCUCGUGCAAUUUUCCAGUGCAAACGAUAGCUCCCCCGUGCUGGGAGCACGUUCCAGGGACGUGAUACCACAGUAUCCAAUCGUCGAUCGUGAUCGUUCGCGAAUUGCUCGAACGUUCCAGCCCGCAGAUAACACGCGCUACGCGUUUGGUCACGCGGCCUAUGAAAUCCCGAGGUGGACGUUUCAUUGAUGGAAGAGAGUACUCCGAUAGUGACAGCGACAGUGCGAGCAAAGUAACGUCCCCCGUACGUCGAGAACACGUGGAACCGUGUACCACGUCGAUCGGUUUGUGUUCCAGUGCGGGACACGUUCUCUUAUGCGUGUGUUUCCCUCGAGUGUGUGUCCGCGCGUGAGCAAAAAAGAAGCCGAGGAACGAGGAGCAACGUGGAAGCUGGGAGGAACGUUAAAUGAAUGUUGUUGCAAGGGGCGGCUGUGAUCGUGAGAGUAGAAAAGGUGCACGGCGGGAUCGGCCGAUUUCAAUUCAUAAAUGUGCGAGAGAAGGAGCCCACAAUGGUGGCUCGGCUCCCGCAACAAGUUCUGCUGCUGCUCGUACUCGUUACUGGGACCGCUGCGGAAGGCACACGCGAGACGGAGAAGUCACUGCGGAGUACGUACGACACACGACGGACCAGCAGAUCAUUUCCUUGGUCGUCCACCAGCACGGAUCGUAGCAUGGGAGUGGCCAGAUUCAUCGGAAAGUUUCGUCAAACAACUUCCUGGCACGCGGAAAACUCGAGUCCGAGCUCGAGGGAGCGGGUCGCGCUCGAGUUCCUAGAGCUGGUCAGCGAGGCUCCAGCAGAGGAGAUGGCGGAGGAGGAGAUCCAGAUGCAGGGCAUCGAAACGUUGUCGGGAAAGGAGAAUGACGCGGAAAAAGUGAAAAUCUCGUGCGAAAAUGCGACCCUGUCCUCGAGGAGUACGCUUGACACGAGGCAGAAGAUAAAUCUAUCCGCUGGCCGGACGUUUAUCCAAUCAACGACAGACGGAUCGAGCUUCGAGGAAAACGUUCUCCCCGCCAGAAGUUUUGAUAACAUAGUGCCGUCGAACGAGACCCGGUUGCAGCACAAGCAAAUCUCGAAAGAACCGACUGUCUCCACAACCCCGACGACCUUUGUCCUCAGCGACGUUGUACGCCGUCAGAUGAGGCACGUUCCAGACGUCUGCGAAAAGUUCAGUAUCGGGGACGAGAUCAAGAAAGAAUUUUACAGCCCCAACUAUCCGGAUAACUAUCCCAAUCUUACCGAGUGCGUCAGAGUUCUGGAAGCUGACAAAGAUAUGCUACUGAAGCUCGACUUUCGGGACGAGUUCAAGCUCGAGGAUAGCGCCGACUGCCGUUACGAUUUCCUCGAGGUACGUGACGGCCAGCACGGCUACUCCAAUCUCCUCGGCAACUACUGCGGCACGAAUUUCCCCCCAGAGAUCACGUCGAAGACGAGAUACCUCUGGCUGCGAUUCCACAGCGACGAUAGCAUCGAGGGCAAGGGCUUCAAGGCCGUCUGGAGCAUGAUACCAAGACCGACCUAUCCUGGAGUGCCACCGGAACCAGAGCCAUGCGUACGAUACGUGAACGGGAUGGAAGCUGUUAUCAAGAGCGACGAUGUCGUGGACCGGAAGAAACUCGCCGAGAAAGAAGGCACCCCGUUGGACUGCAUGUGGAACAUUACGGUGAAGGAGGGAUGGAAGAUUCAGCUGACGUUCUCGGAUCCCUUCAAGCUGCAACGACCGAACGAGUGCGACGCCAACUUCGUGGACAUAUUCAAAGAACGCACUGACAUGUCCUCGAGAGAGAAGAAUUUCUGCGGCAGCAUCGCCGACACCGUCGUCAUCCACACCAAUAUCGCCUUUGUCAGGUUUUACGCUGAACCUAAAGCGCUGAACAGCAGCUUCGAAGCCGUCAUGACAGCGCUCAGGGACAGAGACCCGGGUGACAAACCCUGCCUCGACGACGAGUACUAUUGCGAGGACGCGACCUGCAUCGACGCGAACUUAACGUGCAACGGAAGGGUCAAUUGCCGUUUCCGGUGGGACGAAGAAGACCAGGCCUGCCACACGAAGAAGUCACGGCUGAUCGAUUCCCAGCACAUCGUCAUAAUCCUCAUCAUUUUCUCUCUGAUUCUGUUCGGUAUGAGUUUCGCCUUCGUUUUCAACUGUAUACGGAAGCUCGUGCGAGAUCAUCGAAUCAUUCGGGAGCACAUCAGGCAGUCCAGAGAAAAUCGAUUGGACGAACUCGGUCGUAAGGCAACACCCUGUCCCAUCUCGUCUUCCAGGACAGACAUCAGGGACCGAGGAAGCGAGUCACCGAGUCUGGAGGUGGUGCCCAGCAAAGAACUUUUACCGCCCACCACCCUAAUAGCCCAAGAAUACACGAAGGACUUGGUACUGGAGAUGGGUUACAACGCCAGGGACAUGAACGACAUCCACCAGAGCAACAACGUCAGUAACGCUACCCAGGAACGGUUGCAGGAAUCCAACGAGGAACCAGAGAUGCGCGACAACUUCUGUCAAACGAGGGAGACCCUCUUCGAACCCCGAAUCCCGGACAACGCAGCGCCUAUAGGCUUUACUACUUUCGGCGUACGGACACCUAGUAUUUCCCAAAACGGGACCAACAAUCAUCUUCACCACCUUCGUCAUCAUCACCUGCACCACCACCAAAGUCCGCCGCAGUCGCGACACAGCUCUCAACCUUCCCAUCACAGUUCGCAACCGUCUUCGGAGCAGAGUCCUCAGCAGCCGAGCUCUCAAUGCUCCGGUUGCAGUCCAGCGUCCAGAGAUCGGGACGGUAGCAUGGGUGUUUGUCCAAAGCACAAUCCAAUCCCAGCUCCACCCGGCUGGUCGACCCACGAGUCCAGCUAUCAACUACCUCCUCACCAAGGUUCGCCUUACUCGGACCUUCCGGAUUAUCCUUCGCACCAGAGGUACCAGAGCCCGAAAUCCAGCAAGGAGACCAGUGUCUAUCGUCAAUCGCCCAAGUUCGCAAGGCAAGCGACGAUCGGGUCCGGUGAGAGGUACGGUUCUAUUUACGGAUCCGGCCACGGAUCCAGCAAUGCGUCGAGCACUCAGCAUUCUGGCACACCCAAGUGCCAUCAGCAGAUGCCGCACGAUCCAAGGUACAGGGCGGAGGCGGUGAUAGAGGUCGAUCAGAGGCGACCCUUCAGCAUAGAGAGCACGAAGAGUGCUCCGGAUGUGAUCGCGACGCACUGACGCCGGGGUCCUGGGGAUUGGGAGCCCUACAAGAGACGCCAUCCCCGUCAAACUGUUACCGAUCGUCAGCUGUCCGGCAAGAACGGUGGGAACAAGGUCACCGUGGCCACGCAGAGCUCUUUAGACGACGAUGCCUCGACCAGCUCGACGGUCGAGGCGAAUUCAUCCUCCUGAUCCACGUAUAACGGUGCGAUCGAACCGCCUGACCAAUUGGACUAUUCGGAUCAGGACGAUCUAGCGCCUUCGGGAAGUUCUGCGCGACAGGUCGCUCGAAAAUCCGAGACGUCGAGGUCCUCGGGUACAGUCAAGCGGAACGACGUUCCAGAUGUCAACAGAGUAAGUGAGACGGAGUCUCAACAGGGGAAUAUCAGUGAAAUCGGCGGAAGGAAUCCGAAGAACGCGUCCGGUACGGAGUCUACCGGAACAACAGAGACGUUAUUCGGCGAUGUCGCGAUCCUACGGUCUACCGAGCGCGACAGACGAGAGUCGUUCGACGGUGUUCCGAUUUCGAAACCAUUAGGCGCGGGAGUGGCUUUGAGGAUCAGCGAUCUCCCGAUUCUGAGGCCUCCGGAGGCUUUCAGGGCUCCUAUCUUUCGGUGCAAAGCGCCGACUUUGGCGUGGCAGCACUGCGGUUGCCCUUCGCAUUCUCAUUUACCGCCGCGAAGGUCGUCGGUUAUCUGUAGUGCCUUGAAACGCUACAACCAGGAGCCUUUCUAUCGAACCUGGCCGAACAGAACAGCCAGAAGGUUCGUUCGACCCUCGAGAAGGACCGUGGGUACGCAAAGCUCGUUCGACGGUUCUAGAUCGUCUCUUGGUGCUCUUCGUUGCGUCGUCAGGUCGAUCGACAUGACGGAGAGGUCGAUGGAUCUUGAGAUCGGAGCAACCAUACCUUUCUAGUGGUUGCUUCUUAACCGAAGUGUUUCUUCAACGCGUUGGAUCGAUUGGAUUACAAAUCAAAAAGGGGAAGCGAUAUCAGCUGUAUUAUUGUUAAAUUGGGAAUUGUUAUCGCUUGGAUCGGAUACGUACCCGCGCUCGCGUUUCUUUUGUUAACGUUUCGGAUUUCACUGAAAUUAAAAGCGUUGCUGUCGUAGGGCUCGCUGACGUAACGAUCUUUCGUGUAAUAAUUGCUGCAAUCGUCGUUGUCGAUUGACUACGGUUGAAACUUGACACCGUAGAAUAAAUUUGUUAUGUAUCCGACGCCUAUUCGAUUGGUGCGCGUGAAAGGUGAUUUUUAAAAAAAUAUACAAUCUCAUUUUGUUUCGGUUACGAGGCCGCGCCACGAAAAUUGAAAAAUGACAUUUCGAAUGCACCGUUGUAAUUUUUCGUAGCCAUCGGCGUUGCUUCCAAAGCUGCGAAAAAAUGCGCGAGAAUGAGAAUUUCACUCCGAAACAAUUUUUUACUAUUUGCAUUUCGCAAAUUCGCGAAACAAUUUUUAGACCCAAUAGUUACUCUUCAGGGAAUCGGUCGCAAUUUGUUUUUUUUUUUUUUUUUUAUAGAGAAUAUUAUCCUAUCUUCAUCUCGACAUUCUUUCGUACCACUGAAGGCAACGUAAAUGUGAAAAUGGUCAAGAUAAAUUACACACGUAUAUCUAUGCAUCUUUGCACCUUUAACGAUUAAUCGUUCUGAAACGAAGUUGCAUUGCGGGAUGAUUAAUCUAUUAUUUCCAUCCGCGAGGCAAACGAAACUGAUUAGUGCUAAAAGUUUGAAUCGCUCGUUGCGCGCCAUGUGACGUGUUUGGAGUUAGUUUAGGACGAAUUACUUACCAUAACCG